Penicillium longicatenatum is the source of this 2721-nucleotide messenger RNA. Its product is annotated as Rad4 family protein. Gene Ontology annotation, molecular function: single-stranded DNA binding; damaged DNA binding. The coding region runs from base 1 to 2721 and encodes 906 amino acids. The record is from RefSeq and is a predicted model, not a curated record. Gene Ontology annotation, cellular component: XPC complex; nucleotide-excision repair factor 2 complex; cytoplasm. Gene Ontology annotation, biological process: mismatch repair; nucleotide-excision repair. Lineage: Eukaryota; Fungi; Ascomycota; Eurotiomycetes; Eurotiales; Aspergillaceae. The transcript has a single exon.
AUGCCGCCAUUCCCCCCCCGCAAGCGCAUCUCCUCCGAGGACCCGCCCCCGGCCAAACGCCAGGCCCAGGCCCAUAAUGAUAUCCCUGCCAAGCCCGUCCCCGACCCCGACUCGAGCUCUGAUUCCGACUCUGAGCUCAGCGAUGUUCCCGAGGAGCUCGAAGAGUCGAUUAAUACACCGGGCGCAGGGCCAGCGGAGGCGUCCGAUGACGAGGACUCCGAUGACGAAAUAGACUGGGAAGAUGCCAUCGAUACCAAAACCACGAACACGACCCCAACGCUAGCCGUUCCGGAGUUACAAGACCUAGAAUUGACCCUAGACAAGAAUGAGAAUGAGAUCGUGGAUUUAGUAGAUCCUAAGAAGGGGCCGACAAAGAUCGAGCGCCAGAUUCGCAUCCAGUCGCACUGCAUGCAUGUCCAGUGCCUACUCUUCCAUAAUGCCAUUCGCAACGCGUGGAUCAAUGAUGCCAAAGUACAUGAAAUAUUACGGAAAAAGCUACCCGAGGGAAUACACAAAGAAGUGAAGAAAUGGCGAAUCGCGUCUGGGUUGGAGCUGCCGGAGAAGAAGCCGGAGCCGCCCAAGAGCAAAAAGAAAGGCAAGAAAGCUCGGAAGAGCCAGGACUGGGGUGAAGACUCGGAGCGAUUGGAGCCCGGACAGCCUGAUAUGAGUCGCGGGGAUCCGGUUAUCAUCCUUCUAAAGGUCCUGGUGGCAUAUUGGCGGAAGCAGUUUCGCAUCACGGCUCCCGGGCUAAGAAAGCAUGGUUACCGCCCAGUCGCUGCACUUGAUGUGAUACUGAAAGACUUCCACAAAGAGGAUCAUGAUCCCGAGCGUCAUGGGGAGCGGAUUGCUAAUCUUGAAGAAUUCCGAGCAACGGCGGAAAGCAUGCAGGGCUCUCGAGAUGUUGGAGCUCAGCUGUUCACAGCUCUGAUACGAGCAUUGGGCAUCGAAGCAAGACUAGUAGGGAGUUUACAGCCUUUAGGAUUUGGUUGGACUAAAGCAGAAAUCUAUACGCCACCAAAGUCCAAGACAGAACAAGAACAAGAAAACGCAAAAGGAAAAGAAAAAGAACCUGCAGAAGCAGCCAAACAUAAGUCAGAGUCCGAUGCCGAUUCAGAACCAAAAAAACCCAAGCAAAAGAAGGGAGGCAGCGCAUACGAUAACGACCUGCUGUUUCCAAUAUACUGGACGGAGGUUGCUUCCCCCGUUACCCACGAGAUUACUUCUGUGGAUCCAAUUGUGCUAUCGAACCCCAUAGCCCCCACCGCCGAUCUGCAAGCCGCAUUCGAGCCUCGUGGUACCAAAGCUGAGAAGGCCAAGCAGGUAAUAUGCUACGUUGUUGCACAUUCUGCCGACGGAACAGCCAAAGACGUCACAACACGAUACCUCAAGAGGCGGACAUGGCCGGGGAAAACCAAAGGCUUCAGAAUGCCCGUGGACAAGAUUCCGAUACCAGGCCGCCGUGGCGAAUACCUUGAAUUUGACUGGUUUCGAGUAGUGAUGCGUGGGUAUGAAAGGCCUCCCCAGAACCGAACAGAAGUCGACAGGCUAGAAGACGAAAAGGAUCUUCAACGAAAACAACCAGAGAAAAAGAAACUGGUUCAGACAGGAGAUACACUACAAAGCCUCCGCACCUCCGCCGAGUUCGUAUUAGAACGCUUCCUCCGUCGCGAGGAAGCACUAAAACCAGGUGCAGAGUCUGUUCGCACCUUCACAUCCGGCAAAGGUGCCCGCACAAAAGAGGAACCCGUAUUCCUCCGAGCAGACGUCGUCAAAUGCAUGUCAGCAGAGAGCUGGCACAAAGAAGGCCGCCAGGUCCAACCCGGCGCAGUGCCCUUAAAACGCGUCCCCAUCCGCGCCGUAACCCUUAUGCGCAAGCGCGAGGUAGAAGAGCUCCAGCGGGAAACCGGUGAGAAACCCAUGCAGGGACUAUACGCGCGAGACCAGACAGAGUACAUCAUCCCACCGCCCAUAGUCGAUGGGAUCAUCCCGAAGAACGACUACGGGAAUAUCGACUGCUUCGUUCCGACCAUGGUGCCUCGCGGCGCCACACAUGUUCCACUUCCAGCCACUGUGCGACUCUGCAAGAAGCUUGGAAUCGAUUACGCGGAAGCGGUGACUGGGUUCGAGUUCGGAUCAAAGAUGGCGGUCCCCGUUAUCCAGGGCGUGGUUGUUGCGUCCGAAAAUGCAGAUCUGCUUCGGGAUGCCUGGCGUAUUGACGCGGCUGAAAAGCGGAAACGCGAGGAGCUCAAAGCUGAAAAGCGGAUUUUGCAGACGUGGCGCAAGUUCUUGUUUGGGCUGCGGAUUGCUGAGCGGGUACGUGAGGAAUAUGGCGGUGGCGAUCCUGAUGAUGACCGCGAGCGGGAGACUCAUAAUCCGUUUGUGGCGCGUAAGAAGAAUACCGUGGAUGAUGUCGAUGAACGGCAUUUCCAUGAUGAGUCUAUUCAGGACCGUGCUGAGGGUUAUGAUCCUGUCGAGCAUGGUGGAGGCUUUCUGUUACCCGGUGAAGGCGACGAUGGAGAUGAUGGCUUGAUUGUGGAGCAUCAUAAGGAGGAGCAAAAUCAGCUCGCCGAUAAGUCCAGUCACCCUGUUAGCGAAGACGGUUCAUCUGAAGGCUUGUCGCCUCCCAUUUCGAUACCAUCUUCGUCUGACGAGGAAGGGGGUGAUUCAGAGCCUGAAUAUGCACCAUCGAGGAAUACUAGACGUCGUCGUCGGGGUGGUUAA